This is a messenger RNA of Parastagonospora nodorum SN15, 597 nucleotides long. RefSeq lists its product as hypothetical. The record is from RefSeq and is a predicted model, not a curated record. NCBI's taxonomy places the organism in Eukaryota, Fungi, Ascomycota, Dothideomycetes, Pleosporales, Phaeosphaeriaceae. The transcript is spliced from 3 exons. Bases 1 to 597 code for a protein of 198 amino acids.
AUGACUCCGCUCUUGGAAUCCUCGACUAACCGGAGUCCUCAGGUGCUGCAGAGAAUGAGGGACAAUUGGCCCCUUGGCAGAGUUGAUCAGCCGGAAGAGACUUCAAUUAUUACUAUGCUAUCUUCGUUCAGCAAUAAUUUCAACUACUUCCAAGCCCCCUACAAACACGUAGAUAUGUGCUCGACCAGGGACCCCUAUAUCCGGAACUCGGCUCUUUUGGGAUCCGAUUAUGAAUCCAAAGACAUCCGAAGACAUCCGACCGACCGACUUCAAUACAGAAUUUCAAGAGCUCCAGCAAUCAUAAGCUCUCUAGCAAAUAUGAGCUCCCCAGCGAACGACUACGCAUCUCGGGAGGGUCUGCAUACUGUUUGCAAAGUGGUGGAAACGAUCGAACAACCCGUAGAGGUAGUUUGGGCCUUGGUGUCUGCCUUUGGAGCCAUCAAAGCUUGGAUGCCCGCCAUCGCAACUUGCAUCGUGCUCAAGGAUCGCCCGCAACCCCCAUCUUAUGGCGCAGUACGCUUAGCCAACGCCUCUGGUUCAGAGCUCGAAGAGAUACUGGAGAUCUGGGACGCCAAAAACCACUUUAUAUCGUACUAA